GGAACAGAACCCUAAUAUCAAACUGUAUAACCGAAUCAAAACCUCGAUUUAUUCGCCUCCGAUAUCUCCUCUUCCACGCUCUCCUCCUUCACUGACAUAAACACUGAAAGAUAUUGUCUCUGUCUCUUAACUGCUUGCUCUAUUGUUGAAUUUUCUUUGACUCUUUUGGUGAAUACUAUUGUAAAAUCUAAACGCCUCUACGUGAUUUCCUUCUUUACAGUUCCGGAGAAAGAAAAAGGAACCGUGUAUACAUCUGUCCCCUGUCAUUCCUUGUUCACAAAUUGAUUGCUUUAUUUGUUUUUUUUUGGGAAAGUUCCUUCCUUUCUUGCGUAUACAAUAAGUUUGAGCAUUCCAAGAUCGAAUUGAAGUAUCUUACUUUGUAAAUCUGCAAGACCCACAUGCAGAUUCCGGGUGGUUUUUGCUUGUUGGUUGUUAUUUGCGCUGUUCUUGAGUUGUACAAGAGGUUUUUCAAGAGCUUUCUGGGAUUUUUGGCCAUGGAUUGCGCCUCAUGUUUGAAGUUUCUGAGUCAGAGCAGUGGGUUUGGAUGUGGGUUUUUGGGGUUUGGGUGUUCCUCACAGGUUUUCAGUUUUUUGGAGUUGUUUUUAAUUUUUGGUUUGGGGAUUAAAGUUUUGCAACUUGGUUGGCACGGCAAGGGUUUGAUGCAUUUUUUGUGUGACUUUAGAGGCAAGUCAAGUAGUCUAAGAAAUAGGUUUUGUCUGAAAAAUGGUGAGUGUGGCUCUUUGACCUUCUUGGUGAGUUCAAAUUCAUCAACUAAGGACGAUUUACUUGUAAGCAAAGAGGUUACGAAUUCAAAUGGUGAUGUUAAGGCAAAGGAGGUUUUGGAAGAGGACUAUGAAGAAAAUGAAUGUUAUGAUGAGGAUGAAGAGUUUGAUGUAAUGGCACUGAGAAAAUUGGUGAAGAUAGAAAGACAGCGAGCAAAUGCUGCUAAUGCAGAGCUUGAGAAGGAAAGAAUGGCAUCUGCAACGGCAGCGGAGGAGGCAAUGGCCAUGAUUUUGCGCCUUCAAACCAUGAAGAGCUCAACAGAGAUGCAAGCCAAUCAAUACCGCAGGUUGGCGGAGCAGAGGCAGCAAUAUGACCAAGAAGUGAUCCGUUCUCUGAGAUGGAUUGUCAUGGAACACGAGUCUAACAGGAGUUUGUUCGAGGAUCAAUUGAGGUUGUGUAAGAAAAAGUUGAAGCUAUAUAUGAAGGGAGAUGAAGUGGAUGGACGUGAAGGGAUUGAUGCAAGUAUGAAUUUCUUAAAUUCCACUACUACAAAAGAUUGUCUUGAUGAUGAGCUAAUUAGCUCUCUUGACAUGGAUUCCUUGAUAUUGUAACUUGUAAGUUACCAAGCAUAUGUUGAAUAAUACAAUACAUUCCAAUA
This is a messenger RNA of Alnus glutinosa, 1381 nucleotides long. Its product is annotated as protein FLOURY 1-like. The transcript has a single exon. Bases 399 to 1334 code for a protein of 311 amino acids. The record is from RefSeq and is a predicted model, not a curated record. Lineage: Eukaryota; Viridiplantae; Streptophyta; Magnoliopsida; Fagales; Betulaceae.